Messenger RNA from Mobula hypostoma (lesser devil ray), 2568 nucleotides. It is a transcript of the gene hoxa11b, whose product is annotated as homeobox A11b. Bases 40 to 921 code for a protein of 293 amino acids. Gene Ontology annotation, cellular component: nucleus. Gene Ontology annotation, biological process: regulation of transcription by RNA polymerase II; anatomical structure development. The record is from RefSeq and is a predicted model, not a curated record. Gene Ontology annotation, molecular function: DNA-binding transcription factor activity, RNA polymerase II-specific; RNA polymerase II cis-regulatory region sequence-specific DNA binding. The transcript is spliced from 2 exons. Lineage: Eukaryota; Metazoa; Chordata; Chondrichthyes; Myliobatiformes; Myliobatidae.
ACAGGCAGCAGCAUCUAAGGACCAUGUUUAGCUGUGCGAAUGCGAGCUGUUCUUGCGCUAGGGGACCCCAAGAAAGCGAUGAUGGAUUUUGAUGAGCGGGUUUCUUGUGGCUCUAAUCUUUAUUUGCCUAGCUGUACCUAUUAUGUCUCGGGUCCGGAUUUCUCCAGCCUGCCUUCUUUUCUGCCCCAAACACCGGCUUCUCGUCCCAUGACAUACUCUUACUCGUCUAAUAUCCCCCAGGUUCAACCUGUGCGAGAAGUUACCUUCAGAGACUAUGCCAUCGAUCCCUCCAAUAAGUGGCAUCACAGAAGCAAUCUCCCCCAUUGCUAUUCCGCAGAGGAGCUGAUGCACAGGGAGUGUCUUCCUACCAGCACCAUGGGCGAGAUGCUAAUGAAAAAUAGCGCCAGCGUUUACCACCCCAGUUCCAACGCGUCUUCCAGCUUCUACAACCCGGUGGGUAGGAACGGUGUGCUGCCGCAAGGAUUUGAUCAGUUCUUCGAGACCGCCUACGGUUCUGGUGAGAAUCAGCAGUCGGAGUAUUGCGGGGAGAAGAGCCCAGGUAAAGUGCCGUCUGCAGCAACUUCAAGUUCGGAGACUUCCAGGGUGUCGGUAGAGAAGGAGACGAGUCCCGGGAGCAGCAGCCCGGAAUCUUCUUCCGGCAACAACGAGGAAAAAAGCAGCAACUCUAGUGGUCAGCGUACACGUAAAAAAAGAUGCCCCUAUACCAAGUACCAGAUCAGGGAGCUGGAGAGAGAAUUCUUUUUCAGUGUCUACAUUAACAAGGAGAAGCGCCUACAACUUUCCCGGAUGCUCAACUUAACCGACCGGCAAGUUAAAAUUUGGUUUCAGAACAGGAGGAUGAAGGAAAAGAAAUUAAACAGAGACCGCCUUCAAUAUUACACUACGAAUCCAUUGCUCUGAGAUUAGACUGAGUUUACAAAGAGGCAUUCCAUCUUCCUAACUUCUACGAUGAAAUCGGCCAGGCCAGAACGCAGAGGUAAAAAAAACACUCAAGUUCGAGUUUGUGAGCAGACACUUUAAUUCAGCUCUGACGGGCCAGACGACUUUCCAAAGCUAAUUAGGACGUCUAGUUUCAACUCUAAAAAGUAACUGGAAUUUAUGCUCAUCGUUGACUACACGCACACACACACACACACACACACACACACACACACACACUUCUAAACUCAUAUCCGUCGUCUAUAUGAUUCAUACAGAGAGUGUCUCUAGAGAUUAACUUUGAGAUGUCAAGGUGAACGUUUGAACAUAGUUAAGCAGAACUGGUUUUGUAAUUGAAGAAAGAAAGCAGCUUCCAUACAUGAACGGACACGUGUACUGAAGCCCUAGGAGAAAGAACUGACUCUUGUGGACCUGCUGCAAUAUAAGAAUAUUUUUAAAAAUAAGGUGAUAAGAUGCGCAUGCUUUAGAUUAGGAGCAUAUCAGUGGCUCUCAAUGCCAGCCACAACAAUUGGAUAUAUAUUUGUUAUCUACGGUUACCAAAAGUAGCAAGCAGUCUCGUUCUUUUGCAUCUCAGCCUUCGGGAGGACAGAACUUAGCGCAGCAGCAAUUCUGCAAAUAAUGCCAGUUUAUCGCUGCUUAGCGUACUGAAAACUUGUCUAUAGGAAAGGCAGACGGUAACUUCGGAUCUCUACGAUAGAAUCACCUUUAUUUCCAUAAAUAACGAUCAGUACUCCCCAUCCCCCACCCCCAUAAUUACCCAAAAUGAGAACAUGCAUGCAAGUAUCCAAUUUGAAAUUCAUAGCAAAAGGAAAGACCGUUUCUAAUGAGUGUGGAAUUUAUAUUAGUCAUUAAAAUAAGCAAGUGUGGUUAAAUUCAGUUUUACAUGUAUAAAUCUGUAUAUUUUAGCUGUUGGCCUCGAUAUAUUAACACCUUACCAUUUAAUACAUAGCUUGGGAUAAUAAGAUAUUUGAAAACCGGCUAUUUUAUGCUCGCUGAAGCAAUUUGUGUGUGUUUAUUUGUACUUGAUACAUCGUGCUUCGUAAUUUUCAAAUGCAGUUUUUACUUUCAAAGGGAAAAGAUGCUACCCGCGAAGGCAUACUUGAGCACAAAGUAUUGUAAAUAUGUCGCUCUUUUGGUACAGAUGAAUGUGUAUAGGAAUUGGGUUUAAAGGUUGCUGCUCACGCAUCUAUUCUUGUCACGGAUUCCUCCAAAGGAUGACCAGUCUGCAGUAUUUACAGUAUUGAAGCCAUCUUUAUCCGUGUGAACCAAAGACAGAAAAGUAUUUUCAUUGAGUGUUUAAUUGCACAAUGGUAACAUUUCCUGUACAUUCAACAUAUAAGCUUUUUAUAGAUCGAUAUACUUAUAGGCCGUAUUGUCCAAAAAUCGCCCACACGUAACCAGACAACACAUGCCAGCCCUGAAAAUCCCUUCGGUUUAUUUUAUCAAUUUAAUUUAAACGUUUCGAUGUGGCUUUUGCUAUUAACAUCAUCAAAACAGCUUAUUUUCUCGUUCAUUCUGGUAAAAUGACAGAUGACAACGGUCGAUUGCUUGCCGUUAUGUUCUUUUUUGGUAAUUCUAUUUUUUUUUAUUUUGCAAAACACUGAAAUA